AUGGGGAAACAAUAUUUACUUUAUAUGGUUCAGGUUCAUUUGAACUUUAGAAGAGCCGAAUUAGAAUCAUUAGCUGAUCUAUUUGGAAUCACAUCCAUCAACUUCGAUAAUUAUUCAGAAGACUCGCCAUUUUUUAAGGUAGAACUGGAUAACGAUGAGCAAGCUAGAGAUUGGAUCAAAAGAUCAAUAUUGACAAGAGCUAUUUACGAAUACUGGGGUGAAGGUGAAAAUAUGGAUCAAUUGCAUACUUCUAUACAAAAUCAACCAUUUUAUGAAGAGAAUAAAGAAAAAUUUGCUAAUGAUACAUUUAAAUUUGACUUUGAAUCUUAUAGAGGUUAUGGUAAGUUUGAUAGAGUAAAACAAAUUGAAUCUUUUGGGUAUUUGGCUUUUAAAGGUAAGAUUAGAAUGAAGAAUCCACAACAAGUGUAUACUUUAAUUGAUGAAUAUGUGCCAAUUUCGGAAAACAUUGGUGGCAUAGUCCCAAUUAAAUAUUAUUUUGGUAGACUAAUUCAACAUGGUAAUAGACAAGCUGUUGAAAAAUAUGAUUUAAAGAAAAGACCAUAUAAGGGAACAACAAGUUUCGAAGCAGAAUUAUCACUAGUUAGUGCGAACAUUGCUCAGGUAAAACCUGGUACUUUCAUGUAUGAUCCAUUUGCAGGGACAGGUUCUUUCUUGGUAGCUGGUGGCCAUUUUGGUGCUUUGGUCAUUGGCUCAGAUAUAGACGGAAGAAUGAUUAGGGGAAAAGGUGCCUCAGUAGAUAUUGGUUCAAAUUUCAAGAAAUAUGGCGAAAGUGAAAGAUUUUUGGAUGUCCUAACAAUGGAUUUCACACAUAAUGCAUUGAGAUCAAACUUAGUUUUUGAUACUAUUUUAUGUGAUCCUCCAUAUGGUAUUAGAGAAAGUAUAAAAGUGCUAGGUGCAAAAGAUCCUGAAAAAUUUAUAGGGAAAGAGAAUGUAGAAAUUGAUGGAGAAAAGGCAUUCUUGAGAAAAGAUUAUAUUCCUACCAAAAAACCUUAUUCCCUAGAUAGUCUUUUGGAUGAUCUGUUGGAAUAUGCUUCUCAACGAUUACCAAUAGGAGGAAGAUUAGCAUUUUGGAUGCCUACUGCUAAUGACGAAGAUGUAGAAACUGUUAUUCCUUUGCAUUCAAAUCUGGAAUUGAAAUAUGAUUGUGUCCAAGAAUUUAAUAAAUGGUCUAGAAGAUUGUUGGUUUAUAUAAAUAGAGGCAAAGGUUAUGACGGUACCACAAAUUCAGGUCUACAGCGAUCAACCGCCAACUUUAGAGACAGAUAUUUUACUAAUUUUAAUCAGAGCCAAAAAUAA
Molecule: messenger RNA, 1317 nt
Organism: Vanderwaltozyma polyspora DSM 70294
Lineage: Eukaryota; Fungi; Ascomycota; Saccharomycetes; Saccharomycetales; Saccharomycetaceae
Gene: TRM11
Product: tRNA (guanine-N2-)-methyltransferase
Exons: 1
Coding region: 1-1317 (438 amino acids)
Biological process (GO): methylation
Cellular component (GO): cytoplasm
Molecular function (GO): nucleic acid binding
Source: RefSeq, a predicted model, not a curated record